ACGAAACUUAUACUCGGAUGCGAUGGAACUCAACUUCGAGUCAACCCUUUUUAGCUCAGGAUGGUCAGGCGAUCUGUUUUAAAGGUUUCGCGAUGCCUGGACAGUUGUCACAUCUGUUCCAUCUGGCGGAGACCAAUCCCUUCUCUUCCGACGGCCAGCGCUCACUGGGCUCCACGAAGACAAUUCAACUCGACCUCAGGUUUGCCCAGACCUCCAGCCGCAGCGGCGGCCGUUGUAGAGCAGUAUGAUGACGGCCCACCUUCCCGACCAAUCCAAGCAGCAAAACCUGCCUUUGGCCGCCCGGGAGCUGUUGGAGGCGUUCGGGGAGGAUUUGGCGGAGGGUUCGGCUCGGGUUUCGGAGGGUUCAAUGCUUCUUCGAAUUCGCGAGAGAAUGAACUCACUGCGGAAGAAGCCAAACAGCGCGAUACAUUGAGGAAACAAAGAGAAGCACAGAAACAACCUACGUCCCAACGGACCGCGUCCACACCCACGUCCACGUCCACACCUACAUCUACAUCUACUCCUACGCAACCCAAGAUCCGUUAUGGCAACUUCGGCCGUGAUUCAUCUCGACCUACUCAUGUAGAAAAUUCCGGUCAUAGAGGGGAAGAACGCCAACGAAACAUUCCAAGACGAAAUCUAGCGGAACAGCCCCCAAAUUCCUUUCGCAUUACCAGAGUUGAAACAAACGACGACAAUCCCGCUCGACCCCUGCCUGAUCAUAGAGGAAGGAGUUGGGAUUGCCGGGUGUGCAGGCAUGUCAAUCCCGCGCCUAGUAGGGUUUGCCCUAGGUGCGGAACCCCGGGAAAUCAAGCAUCUUCUUUCGCAUCUACGUCUCCCACCGAAGGGACAAAUAGUGGUUGGAGUACUGCAAACACCAAUGAUCAGGCACGAGAGUCGCCGAUAAUACGCAAGGUUGGCAUAGCUGCUUCUCAGGGAGAUGGAACAACGACUACGACGUCCAAUAAUGCAUUUAAUACUUUCUCAGGGUUCCGAAAGGGAAAAUGGUCUCAAGAACAGCAGGAGAAAGAGGAAUAUAUAGCCUCCCAACUCUCCAAAUCAUCUCCACCCAAGGAGCAUCAGAAGCCAGAGGUAGAUGAGGUUCUUGCGCUGAAAGUUGACCCACAAGCGGCCGCAGAGGCGAGCGUAGACACGAGAUCGAAGAAAAUCAAAAAGAAAGGGAGGAGAAGAGACCAAGAGGAUGACGACGGUGAAGGGCCAGUCAUACGUACUUCAAACGAAGCGGACUAUAACCGUGAAGUCGAGCGUGCGGAGCGCCGCCGACUCAAGGAGCGAAGAAAGCAACAAGCAAAAGAAGCGAAAAGGGCAAUGGCAGCCCCUUCACCAAUAUAUUUGCCCGAGUUUAUAACGGUUGGUAACCUUGCCGAUGCGUUGGGUGUUCGACCUGCCGAAUUCCUGGAGCGCCUGGUGGAUUUCGGAUUUGAAGAAACAACAUACAGUCAUAUUUUAGAUGCCGAAACGGCAGCGUUAAUUGCCUCGGAAUAUAAUUUCACCCCUAUAAUUGAGGAUACUGGCAAUGAUCUGGUGGCUGCCCCACCACCGCAGGAUACUACAAAUUUAUCACCGCGGCCUCCAGUCGUCACCAUUAUGGGCCAUGUUGACCAUGGAAAAACUACCCUUUUGGAUUGGCUUCGCAAAUCGUCUGUGGUAGCAACUGAGCAUGGAGGGAUCACUCAGCAUAUUGGCGCGUUUUCUGUGACAAUGCCGUCCGGCAAAGUUAUUACCUUUUUAGACACACCAGGUCACGCCGCUUUCCUCGAUAUGCGUCGACGGGGUGCCAAUGUAACGGACAUUGUCAUCCUUGUUGUUGCUGCCGAUGACAGUGUUAAGCCUCAGACCAUCGAAGCUAUCAAGCAUGCCAAGGAGGCCAACGUUCCGAUCAUUGUUGCCAUUAAUAAAGUCGAUAAGCCGGACAUCAACGUCGAAAGAGUAAAACAAGAUCUUGCUCGUCACAACGUUCAUGUUGAAGAUAUUGGUGGCGAUGUCCAAGCCAUAUGUGUCAGUGGGAAAACCGGAAAAGGCAUGGUUGACCUGGAAGAAGCUACGAUAACACUGUCAGAAAUGCUUGAUCACAGGGCUGAGAGAGAUGGAAAUGUUGAAGGUUGGGUUAUCGAAGCAACUACAAAGAAAGGUGGCCGUGUAGCUACUGUUCUCGUAAAACGGGGAACUCUAAAAUCUGGUGAUGUCAUUGUCGCAGGCACUACUUGGGCUAAAGUCCGCACUUUGAAAAAUGAAGCUGGAGUGGUUAUUAGCGAAGCUCUCCCCGGCACUCCAGUGGAGGUUGACGGUUGGAAGGAACAGCCUCAAGCUGGAAGUGAGGUUCUUGAAGCGACAAGCGAGCAACAUGCUAAGUCCGUCAUCGAGUACAGAUUGAGCAAAGUCGAGACAAAGAAACUGAGCGAGGACAUUGGUGCCAUUAACAAAGCUAAAAAGGCAGAUCUUGAAAGACGAAGGCAGGAGCUGCAAGCUAAGGAGGACGAAAGAGCCCAAGCCGGUGCUGAAGCUGAUUCUGGUCCAAAGGGCGUACCUUUCCUCAUCAAAGCUGAUGUAUCAGGGUCCGCCGAGGCAGUGGUCAAUUCAGUCUCUGCGCUUGGCAACAGCGAGGUAUACGCUCGCAUUCUACGGUCUGGUGUAGGGCCGAUUGGCGAAUUUGACAUCCAACAUGCCGCCGUUGCGAAGGGUCACAUCAUCACUUUCAACAUGCCUGUGGAUCCAUCAAUGGCUCGAAUGGCAGAAUCCGAUGGGGUUAAGAUCAUGAACCACAACAUCAUUUAUGAGUUAAUUGAUGAUGUCAAGGCGAAACUUAGCGAGCACCUGCCGCCCACGAUCACCCAACACGUCACUGGAGAGGCUGAGAUCGGCCAAAUUUUCGAAAUAUCAGGCAAGGGUCGCACAAAGGUUGCCAUUGCAGGCUCCAAAGUUCGGAACGGCAUGAUCAGUCGCUCACAUAAAGCGCGGGUUCUCCGUGACAAGGAAGUCAUUUACGAUGGUACAAUCACGUCUCUCAAGAACGUCAAGAAGGACGUCACCGAGAUGCGUAAGGGCACUGAAUGUGGCAUUGCCUUUGAGAACUGGAACGACUUUAGAGUCGGCGACCAUGUCCAAUGCUACGAAGAAAAGUCCGAAAAGCGAACCCUAUGAUAUAUAUGAACGGGGAAAAUUAAUGGACUCUCUUCUCGCUCCCAUAUUCCUCACACGACCCCACACUCCGACGCGCGUCGUUUCUUGAACUUUUCUUUUUUAUUACUUUUUUGUACGAUAUCUCACUUCAUUCUGCUUUCUAUGUUUGUCUUAUAUGAAUUUCGACGUUCGCUCUUCUUCGGAGAGAGUAGGUAAUAUUCAUCCGUCAUUCGCCGAUGAAUCUGCCGCCUUAAAUACCCUCGCACUUUUUCUACUCCUCUAAACCCUCUGUACGUCGAUCCAACUCCCCUCUCUAACCCCAGUCCCGUUGUAUCUCUUACUCUCACCAACAUUACCAGGCCGGUGUUUCUAUUUGCUUUCAACGGCAUUGCAUUUGCAUGGAUGUUUUGACAUCUAAAAAAUGGGGGAUAGGUAUUUUUGAUUUUCUUAGCUGGAUGGGGACCGUUGAUAUGUAUGUGUAAUCAUGAUAAGAUCGGCUGGGAUCUGCUAGAUAGAUAUUUAUAGGGUUUCAUUAGGAUAAAAUAAAAAGAACGGGGUUUCUUUCUGUAUAUCAAGAUUUUGAGAGUUGGGAGGGCGGCUGUCUUUUAGCUACUUGCCUACCACUCUGGAAACACGAGAUUUAAGAAAGUAAACGUAAAGUUCCCGAUGGCUCCUAAAUGCGAUUUGAAAUAGGCCCCCAAAGGGAGUGGAAAAAAAUCCACAAAACAAAAUGAGGAAGCCAAACUGGCUUAAUAGUUAAUGGAAACAUACAAUGGUGAUUGAUUGCUAUAUCCACGCAUCGCUCAUAUCAAUCAACCUCAAUGGUUCGCAAAACCCAACUAAAUAAAUUAAAAAUCCCAACAAAGUAAGAAAAAAGGGAGCAUGCAUGGACGCAUGGAAAGUAGAAGAACAAAGUCUACGGCGAUCUACAAAGUCUACGGCGAUCUAACAAUACAACCAUUUCUUUCUAUUGCUCCCACACAGAGUUUAG
This is a messenger RNA of Blastomyces dermatitidis ER-3, 4132 nucleotides long. Its product is annotated as translation initiation factor IF-2. Lineage: Eukaryota; Fungi; Ascomycota; Eurotiomycetes; Onygenales; Ajellomycetaceae. The transcript has 3 exons. The record is from RefSeq and is a predicted model, not a curated record. The coding region runs from base 61 to 3162 and encodes 1033 amino acids. Gene Ontology annotation, biological process: translational initiation. Gene Ontology annotation, molecular function: translation initiation factor activity; GTP binding; GTPase activity.